AUGCCUACUGAUACUGAUUCUUCACUAAAUCCAAAUUCAGCUUACUAUCUCAGCAAUAAUGAUCUUAAUACUUCAAAAUUGGUCAAUAUAGUCUUUGAUGGCAAGUGCUUUAAUGACUGGAAAAGAUCUAUGAUGAUAGCUUUGUCUGCUAGAAACAAAUUGUGUUUUGUUGAUGGAACUUUGGAUCAACCAACAACAAACUCAGAAAAUUUUAGAAUCUGGAAUAGGUGCAACGAUUUGGUAAUCUCUUGGAUGUUAGGAUCUCUUGAAGUUUCAAUUGCAAGAAGUGUUUUGUACCUCAAAACAGCAAGAGAUAUCUGGUUAGAUCUUGAAGAGAGAUUUUGUCAAUCAUCUGGUCCACAGUUAUUCUCAGUUCAGCAGAAACUAUGUGAUUUGAAUCAAGAUGAAGAUGAGCAAAUCUCAGGAUUUUUCACUAAGAUCAAACUUCUUUGGGAUCAACUAUAUGGCUUGGAUCCUUUACCAUCUUGUAUAUGCACUGGCUGUAAUUGCACUCUCACACAGAAACUUCUGAAGUCUCAACAGAAUCAAAGGUUGAUUCAGUUUUUGAUGAAAUUGAAUGAGAAGUAUGAUCACUCUAAAAGCACUAUUCUCAUGAUGAGUCCAUUUCCAACAAUCUCUAAAGCAUAUGGAUUAUUGCUUCAAGAAGAACAGCAGAAAGAAGUUAAUAGCAACAGAAAUCACAACUUGGAAUCUACUGUGUUCACUGCAAGAAAGUUCACUGAUAAUAGGCCAUAUAAGUCUAACUAUGGUUCUAGUUCUGGCAUGCAAAACACAGGUGGAAAUCAACCAAGAAACUUUACUUACAGUAGAAACAAUUUAUACUGUGAACAUUGCAAAAUGAAGAAUCACACUGUUGAUAAAUGUUGGAAGCUACAUGGCUAUCCUAAGGAUUUUAAAGGCAGAGGCAAAAGAGUAGCAGCAGCUGCUCAGUUAGAAGAGUUUACUGAAAAGGAAAGUCCAACUGAGGGAGAUACAGGAAUGGUUCAUGCCACAUUUUCAGAAGAACAAUACAACAAGAUUUUGAGCCUGCUUAACACUCAGAAAGUUGCUAACCAAGCUGAAUGUUCUGGUUCUGGUUCUCUUGGUUUAGCAACUACUACUCAAUUGAGAGGACCUUUCCAAGAACAAGCAUACUCUGCUUGGUAGAUUGGACAAAGGCCUGUAUUGUUUGAAUGAAGAGUUGUUGGCAUCUGAUAGCAGUACAAUGUCACACAAUUAUGCUCUUUCCAGCAUGGCAUCUGAAGUUGAAGAAGCUAAACUUUGGCAUCUUAGACUAGGACAUAUUUCUUUUGGCAAAAUAAAGAAUAUCAAGAACAUUAAUGUCAAAGGUUGCCUAGCUGAAUGUUUUUGUCAGAUUUGUCCAUUAGCUAAGCAAACAAGGUUCCCUUUCCCCACUAGCACUAUUAAGUCAGUACAACCCUUUGACUUGUUACAUGUAGAUGUAUGGGGGCCCUACUCUGUACUUGAUUCUUCUAGAUGUAAUCAGUUCUUAACAAUUGUGGAUGAUUACACUAGGAUGACUUGGACUCAUUUAAUGAGAAAUAAAACAGAUUCUGUCAAAAUUAUGACUGAUUUCUUACUGUAUGUUGAGAAUCAUUUUGGUUUUACAGUUAAAUCAGUUAGAUCAGAUAAUGCACCUGAUUUGACAGAAGGUGCAAUGAAGGAAUUGUUUCUUAGCAAGGGAAUUCUUCAACAGAAAAGCUGUAGUCACACACCUCAGCAAAAUGGUGUGGUUGAAAGAAAGCAUAAACAUCUUCUUGAAACUGCAAGAGCUUUAUUUUUUCAGUCCAAACUACCUGAUAAGUAUUGGAGUGAUUGUAUAUUAACUGCUACU
Messenger RNA from Spinacia oleracea (spinach), 1855 nucleotides. RefSeq lists its product as uncharacterized. The transcript has 2 exons. Lineage: Eukaryota; Viridiplantae; Streptophyta; Magnoliopsida; Caryophyllales; Amaranthaceae. The record is from RefSeq and is a predicted model, not a curated record. The coding region runs from base 1 to 1167 and encodes 388 amino acids.